Molecule: messenger RNA, 2601 nt
Organism: Lodderomyces oxycetoniae
Lineage: Eukaryota; Fungi; Ascomycota; Pichiomycetes; Serinales; Debaryomycetaceae
Gene: BRN1
Product: condensin subunit
Exons: 1
Coding region: 1-2601 (866 amino acids)
Biological process (GO): mitotic chromosome condensation
Cellular component (GO): condensin complex
Molecular function (GO): chromatin binding
Source: RefSeq, a predicted model, not a curated record
AUGUCGGCUCAGGUACUACCCAAGAAGCGAACUACAAGCAAUAGGAGGGUGGGUUCUUCUAGUAGCACAAGGGUAUCGUCCGACGUGCAAAAUACCUUGUUCUUUUCCCCAAGCCAAAGACAUUCCUCUCAUAAGAGAAUAUUAUCUAAUAAUAACAACAACCAUAACAACCAUAGCAACUAUAACAACUAUAACAACAAUGCUGGCUUAGCUAAUGCUGGCUCGGCUAAUCCUGGCUCAAACAACAGUGUCAAUGGGAAAAGAGUCGUCCUGAAUAGAAUAAUCUCCCAAUCGCGACACGUGAGCCGUAGCCUCGCCCUGGAUGACUCCUUUGAUGACCCAGGCAUUGGGUUUAACGAAAACAAGCACCAGAUUUUAUCAAAUUUCGAAGAAUGGAUAAAACUAUCAACAGAUAAUAAAAUCACUACUAAAAACUCAUGGCAAUUCGCUCUUAUAGACUAUUUUCACGACUUGAACGUGAUUAAAGAUGGCGAUCACAUAAAUUUCCAAAAAGCAUCGGCAACUUUGGAUGGGUGUAUGAAGAUUUACGCAAAUAGGAUCGAUUCGGCAGCAACAGAAACGGGGAAAUUACUAAGUGGAUUAGCAACAAAGCAAGCAAACGAUAUAAAUCUGCAUUUGAAUAACAAUAACAACAACAAUAAUAUUGAUGUUAAUUAUAGAAGGGGAGAAAAUGGAGAAAUAGAAGGAGUCACCAAUGAUGACGGUGAUGGUGAUGAUGGAGAAUCAGCAGGUCAUGAUGGAGAUACAGAAGAUAACGAAGAUAGUGGCGGGAAAAAGAAGAGGAAAAUGAAUAGAGUUGUUGAAUCUACAUUGGUUGAUUUCGAAACAAUUCGAAUAAAAAAAUUAGAUGAAGAAUUGUCAAUUGAUCCACUAUUUAAAAAGGCUUUAGCUGAAUUUGAUGAAGGUGGUGCUAAAAGCUUGCUUCUUAAUACUUUGAGUAUCGAUUCUCUGGGGAGAGUGGUGUUUGAUGCAACAUCGAACCAACGAAAACGCACUGAAAACAAAGAUGCUGCUUGGCUGGAAGCAGAAAAGGAAAAGGAAAAGGAAGACGACAUUGACAUUGACAUUGAUUUGGAAAGUCUACUGGAGCUAAUAUACGCAGAAACAAAUGGCAUUCAAUUUCAAGAAAAGAGUCUUUGUCCUUCGAUAAAUGAAUUUCAGUCUGCGCUAGAGGAUGUAAACAAAGCAAGGAAUAUUUUCAAUGAUUUCAAUAACAAAAUAGGAGUAGUAGCUACUGCUCAAGACAUUGCAAAUUCUGCGAAUGAGGAGCUUUACCAAAUGGUGGAUGACGAUAAUGACUAUGGCGGCGGAUUUGAUGACUAUGACCCAGUGGGCGAGAAUGCAGAAAACGGCCACAAUGAUUUUGCUGACUACAUCAAUGAAAGUGUGAUGCAUAAGCUAUUUGAAGAGGAUACUACAGCUUCUGGUCCUCAACUGAGACCCCCCGCAGCCCUUUUGGACGAAGAUUUGAUGAAUUAUUUUGAUGAAAAAAUGAAAUUGAAUUGGACAGGACCAGAGCAUUGGAAAGUGUCUGCUUUUAAAAAGGCAAAUAAUAUAGAUCAAUCGCAUGAUAAAAAGGUUACACCAACAAUUUCCAACAAAAAGAAAAAGGAGAGAUGUGUGAUUGAGUUUUUUGAAAUAAAAAAUGAGGAUGAAGAUCUUCUUUUUAAAUCACAUAGGGAUCCCAAUUUCAUCAAUUUGAAAACGACAAAUGCUUUUGAUAAUUCCGAUAUAGAGAUACUACGAGAGCUAGGCGAGAAAAACUGUUUACCAAAUGAUAUACAAUUUAAUUCUUUAAGACUAAUAAGCUUGAUUCAAAAGCCACGAGUACAGAUUAUGCACUACCCUUCACGAUCAACAAUAGCAAGGGAGUCGGAAUCUGGGCAGAUGCAAACUUUUACCGAUUCGAAAUUCUUUGCAGACCAAUAUAAGGAACGAGAAAGUCAAAAACAACGAGAAGAAGAAGAAGAAAGAAGAAAAGCUGAGGCUAAAUUAGCAAACUCCUUUAAUCAAGAUGACUACGAUGACUUUGAUAAUGAAUACAAUGGACUUGAUUUUAAUGACGCUUUAGAGUGUGCCAACACAGAAAUGCCCCACGCUUCUAUGACAGAUGGUGGUGGUGCUGAUGGUGGUGCUAGUGGUGGUGGUGGUGGUGGUGGUGCAGGUGCAGGUGGUGUUGGAGAUGCAGGUGCCAGUGGAGGCGAGCUGCAAAGUCAAUAUAUCUCCUCCCAGAUUCCUCGAUUGAAUGAGGGUUUGAUUACUAAAAGAAAAUCAGAGUUUGUAAAUUUCUCGCGUGUCGCAAAGAGAGUUGACAUUAAGCUAUUGAAAGACAAUAUUUGGAAGGCUAUACUUGAAGGCCGGUUCAGCGAGAAUGAGGAUUCAGACCAAGACAACAGUGUAUUAAGAAGUAUCAAGUUUGACGAAGUAAUCAAGAGAAUCAAAAAGAUGUACAAAGCAGAACAAUUUAAAGAGUUGUCUACAAGCUUUUGUUUUAUUUGCGUUCUCCAUUUAGCAAAUGAACAUGGAUUGAGUAUAGAGAGUAAUGACCAGAACGAUAAUUUAUUGAUAAAAGGCUUUUAG